CUCAGCGUUUGUUGGACGGUGCGUGGUCUUUGCUGCAGUAGCAUUGCAGAACGCUUUUUCGUGGCAUACAGGCAGCCUAUACCAUCUCGCAGGCUUCCUAGUCCCAAGGUGGCGCGCAGCUAUCAUGACGAUACAUUCUUUCUUCGUUCUUCUACUCAUGCCCGGAAACCUUCGCAUGAUCAAGAUCUCCGUACUAGCAGCCCGAGGAUACUUUCCCUGGAACAAAGCUGUAUUCGAAUGGCUGUGGGAUGGAUCGGGGACCUUGAUAUGGAGCGUUACGACAUGGGCGGUCUACAGGUAUACCACUUCCAUGAGCUUGUUCUCACUCUCGCUGCUGCUCAUCAAGGCCGUACUUGCGCGACUCGAUAUCACAAUAUCUCUGAGUGCCUGCGUGUGGAUUCUCUCCAUCACAUGGCCCGGCAUAUGGAUUAGUUUAGCUAAGCGGUUCGCCUGGUUCUUUCGCCGAGUUUUGAACGCAUUUUCUCACAGCCCCUUCGUCUCAAUUUUGGUGUGGAUUUCCCAUGCGCAUGAUGGGUUCUUGAUCAAGAACUUCAAGAGACAUGAAAGAAGGUUCGGACAUUCAUUCCGAAAUCAGCAGUCGCCCGAAGGGAUGGUGCAGGGGCUCGACGGAUACCAAUACGACGGGCUUGAGGGCCGCCAGUUUCGCCUUCUCAAAAUCGGACGCCCAUUCGCUAUGAUAGCUAUGGAGUGCAGUCUUUCGACGUUUGAUAAGGACGAUGCCAGGUGUCCAGAAUACACCGCCGUAUCUUACGAAUGGGGUCCAAAUUCGGAGGUCAGGCCAUUCAACCUUCGCAUUGGGGACAAGCAGCUUGCUGUCACCGAAAGUGCUUACCAGGUUGUCUGUGGACUAGCGCCUCAGUCUGGAUAUAUCUACCUCUGGUGCGACUUCAUCUGCAUCAAUCAGAACGACAGGGAUGAGAGAGCCUCACAGGUGAGACUGAUGGGAGAUAUUUACUCUGGUGCCACCCGGGUCACAGCUUUCCUCAACACUGCCAGCCCAGUUGAUUAUGAUGUCUGCGACUUGGCAUCACACCAUCUGCAGAAGACCAACAAAUCUCUCCAGCAACCGCAAUGGGGACUGGAUCGCCUGUGGGCAAGAUUCAGCAAACACAAUUUCAAUGCUCGCGGGUCGCCUGGAUGGCAGGCUAUCGCGAAGUUGUUCGAGCGCCAGUAUUGGAGAAGGGCGUGGGUGGUCCAAGAGAUUGUCCUAGCGAAAGAACUGGUCGUGAUUUUCGGCGACAACGAGUUUCGCUGGGAUGAGCUUGUCCCAUUUGUGGAAGCUUUCGAGGACCGAGGAAACGAUGGAAAUUUGGAUGUCUUCGGGACUUUCCUCAGGGGGGUAGACAUCCCUUUCCAGCAGAUUCUGAUGCUUCUCCAGGUCUCAAGGAUGAGGGACUCGUUCCAACAAAGCAGGGGCCUAGACAUCCGCACCGUCCUAUCUUGUGGCCCCAAGUACCGAGCGACAGACCCCAGAGACAAUGUCUUUGCGUUCCAGGGUCUCUGUUCCGAGAGCAUUCCCCCGUCGCUGCAGCCAAACUAUCGCAUUCGACCAGUCGACCUAUACAUCAAUUCAGUCCGCGAGCUGAUGACUGAAAGCCUAUGGUGCCUCAAUUUUGCGGGCAUCGGAUGGGGGCCGCGUUCGUUGAAUUCCCGGCACUCGAGUAUCUUGGAUGAGGAGCUGCCAUCUUGGACACCCAACUGGGGACUCGACAUCAAGAAGACCAAUCUGCCAAAGCUACAUCAUUCUGUUCAUGUUGCGGGGCUGCGACCCAGUCACCAGGAGGAUUCCUGUAUACUGUCAGUGUAUUCAGCAAAGGUUGAUCGUAUCGUCAAGGUCACCGACUAUCCUCUGUUGAUUGGCUCCGAUUCCGAGUCUGGACCUACUCUUGCAUCCCUGUCUGCUGAUACACUGUCGGAAAUGGCGAGGGCCGGGACGGAUUUCCAAGAGCACUUUAGCACGUAUGUUCCCAUGUCAUAUCCGACGGGAAUACGCCGAGACGAUGCACUAUGGAGAGUCUUACUCGAAGAUCGACAGCGAGAUCGUGAUGAGAUUGAAUUUUACAAUGACUGUCUGGCUCUCUUGAUAAAACAGGAUGAGUUUGGGAGCUAUGCAAUGAAAUUUCGUAUGCCGGGCGGAGAGGGCGAACCUAAAGAUGCGGAUGCGAGUCAGCUCACACAGCAAAUGAUGAAGGUUGUCGAUGCAUCCAAUCGACUCAACAAAUCGGCCAGUGGGUCUGCUGCCCAGGAUCUUUUUCCAGACAAUAUCAGCGCCAUCUCCCCUCCACAGUUGGAAAUGGCUAUGAAAAGCAUGUAUACCGUCAACGCAGAAUUUGGUCACGAGCUUGCGAGACACACCAUGGGAAGGAAAGUAGCUUUCACUCAGAACGGUCAUAUUAUACUUGCUCCACCACUGGCGGCUCCUGGUGACGAGGUACGGUUCAUCGCCUUUGCGGAGACACCUUUUGUACUACGGCCCAUCAGCGAUGGCGAGCACAAUAACGGGAAGUAUCGCCUUGUGGGUGACUGUAAGCUUUGCAAUGCGCAGGAGGAGCUUGACAAAGCCAGAGAUUUUCGGGAACUGGCCAUUGUCUGAAAAGGCUGGGUGCAGGCGGCAGAUGUAUGGCGAGUGCUGUCCUUGCGCUCACGUGCGUCAUGGUACUCGCAGUCUUUGGUCCUUUGCUAGCACCUUCAGAUCGCCGUCUUAGAUGCCCUCUCAUGGCUUCGAUCACAUUAUUGCAGUAGCC
Messenger RNA from Boeremia exigua, 2765 nucleotides. Its product is annotated as heterokaryon incompatibility protein-domain-containing protein. The record is from RefSeq and is a predicted model, not a curated record. The transcript has 2 exons. The coding region runs from base 125 to 2614 and encodes 829 amino acids. Lineage: Eukaryota; Fungi; Ascomycota; Dothideomycetes; Pleosporales; Didymellaceae.